Molecule: messenger RNA, 1809 nt
Organism: Penicillium macrosclerotiorum
Lineage: Eukaryota; Fungi; Ascomycota; Eurotiomycetes; Eurotiales; Aspergillaceae
Product: transcription factor domain-containing protein
Exons: 5
Coding region: 1-1809 (602 amino acids)
Biological process (GO): DNA-templated transcription; regulation of DNA-templated transcription
Cellular component (GO): nucleus
Molecular function (GO): zinc ion binding; DNA-binding transcription factor activity, RNA polymerase II-specific; DNA binding
Source: RefSeq, a predicted model, not a curated record
AUGAGGCUAUCAAUAUCAUGUGAUGCCUGUCGUCGAGCUAAAGUAAAGUGUGUCCAUGAGGGGAAUCCUCCAUGUCGACGCUGCCAGAAGACCAAAGCCGACCAGUGCGUCUUAACUGAUCCCCGCGCUUCAGAGCGUUGGGUACGGCGCAACACAGUCGCAUCUAGAACCCCGCGAAAGCGGAGGACAAUAGAUAAAAGAUCACUAGCAAGCGGUGAGGAUCAACCAAAAACCAGAAGUACUUCUCGAGAAAUCUUCAAAAGCGAUGAAAAUCCUAUUUCGGCGCUACCACCAUCCACAGUGAUCACUGCUAUCGAAACAUAUCGGAAGAAAUUCCCGAUCGCAAACUUUUUGCACUACCCGUCAUUGAUUUCAGAUAUUUCUACAGACUUUGACUCUGUGGAUCCAAUCUUUAUUGCGUCACUCCUUUCGCUAUGUGCACGGUUCAUGAAUGACACUAGCCUUGAAGAAGAGGGCGUCUACGCCAGUUAUGCGCAAAGGCAUCUCUCGCAGCGUGUGAUGGAAGCACCUUCGCUUUACCUCGCCCAAUCCCUUGUCAUGAUCUCUUUCUAUGAAUGGGGCACAGGCCGGCCUUAUCAAGCAUGGAUUAUGGAGCAUAGCCCACACGAGUUCCAUGCCUCACAAACUCAGUACGAGCAGCUUGUUCGCACAUACUGGUGCUGUUUUGCGCAGGACUGCGAGUUGAGCUCUGGUGCACGGCAACACUUUGCUUUAUCGUUUUCUCAGAUUUCAGUGCCACUGCCUAUAAGUGACCGAGACUUCACGUUCAAUCACUUACCAGAACGAAGACUAAUGCCUGCGGAUAUGAAUAAGCAGUGUCCGCAGGCAAAUAAUCUGACUAUUGAGAAUGGAUUGACGAUAGUGACUCGUGGAUUCGAUGUCUUUGUGCGGAUUCUCAGGUUUGCAAAUGAACAUCGACGAGCAGUCACAUCUGUCAAUAUCCCAGAAGACUCUGCGGUAUCGCCUCUGCAUCAGACCUGGCAAAGGCUCAAAGGAGAAUUGGACGAAUGGAGAUCGCUCCAAGACAGGACAGUCAAAUAUCCUGCCACAAGCGCUCAAGCCCAUCCCCACUCAGAUGUUUUUCAUGACAUGAAUGAUGACGACCAUUAUCAACCUGAAACGAUCAAGCAACUUUUUGAAGCCGCGCAGCAUAUUAGUAGUGUUUUAUUGGCAUUAGAAGCCUCGGAGGCAGCAGUCAUGACACCCUACUCAGGGUUCAGUGUUUUUGUCGCGGCACACAUUAAUAUGUAUGGAACGCUUGUUCCACAAUGGUACCCGGGAGGGCUCGAGCGCGCGGAAGAAGAAAAGAACCGAAACAUGACUUAUCUCGAGCGACUGAGUAAAUUGUGGCCUGUGGGUCAAAAUUGGUGGCGGACUGUCCAAGAGGCCAAUCGCUUCUACGAGACAGUGAAAAGCACCCAGGCACAUCCCGAGUCGGGAAUGCAUAGCCCCAGACGCUUUGCACUCGCAGGCACUUUGGAUGAAUACGGAGAUAUUCGCUCACGCCCAACGCGUGAGCCUCAUGUGACACGAUCGGGUACUGCGGAAGUUCGUGCCGUACCAAACACACCCCCAACCCAGGGAUCGAUGAUGUCAUCACCUGGCCCCCAAGGCGACUCGGCUUUCUUCCCCAGAGAUCAUAGUGCAAUCGCAGGCCAUCAUGACUUCGAGGCCGACAUGUUCCAGUGGCCAUUCAUCGAUGGCUCCUGGUCGGCCGGUUUUGAUGCAGGGCUAGAUGGGCUGUGGCAUCAUUCUGGGUUGUUCGAUCCAAACCCUCCUCUUCGGUAG